AUGUCGACUCACGAUUCAGCCACUCAGGGCCCUCGCUCUCGCUCGCGCGAUUACCCUCCAUAUAACCAAGGAAGCCCUCAAGUUCCGGUCGAGGCUCUCCAGAAAGCCUUGAAGGCUCAAGUCUUAAACUCACUGAGGGUUUUGCGCAAGAUUGCUAUGGAUUACCGCGCAUUCAACCUGGAUUCUGAGAUAAUUGAUGGUUGGGUGGCGGAAAUUGAAGGAGUUGAUGCAAAAACUAUCCCAAUUGCAUCCAGCAUGACGGUGCAGAUGUUUGUUCCUUUCGAAAGAUUGAACUCCAUUCUCACGGAAUGCAUCACAGCUACGGGCCCCAUGCGAAGCUUUACUAUCAGGGAUCAGGCGCUCGAGUUGUUGAAAUAUAUAUUGACUUAUGCGGAGGAGUACUACUUAGUCCAGAGUUCGCAGGUCUAUUUUGAUAUUGGUAGAUGGAUAGAAAGACUUAACCAGACAAAAAUGAGGCAGUGA
Molecule: messenger RNA, 483 nt
Organism: Penicillium samsonianum
Lineage: Eukaryota; Fungi; Ascomycota; Eurotiomycetes; Eurotiales; Aspergillaceae
Exons: 1
Coding region: 1-483 (160 amino acids)
Source: RefSeq, a predicted model, not a curated record